Molecule: messenger RNA, 4578 nt
Organism: Motacilla alba alba
Lineage: Eukaryota; Metazoa; Chordata; Aves; Passeriformes; Motacillidae
Gene: CAST
Product: calpastatin
Exons: 28
Coding region: 2141-4252 (703 amino acids)
Cellular component (GO): cytoplasm
Molecular function (GO): calcium-dependent cysteine-type endopeptidase inhibitor activity
Source: RefSeq, a predicted model, not a curated record
UUAGACAUUCUCUUUUCUAGACUAACAUUUGUUACAUUCAGUCUUUUAUAUAACACAGUGCUUUUUUGGUUUGGGGUUUUGGGUUUUUUUCGGUUUUGGGGUUUUUUUUGUUUCUUUUGAGUGGUUAGAUACAUGGGGUAUGUAGAGCUUGCAGAAAAUUCUGUUUCUGAUCUUGGAGCUGCAGAAAUGCACUCCAUGACCAGUUUUUCCUCACAGCUCUGGUUGUAGAGCUUUGCACAUUAGGGGGACACUCCCAGUUUGAAUUUUGGGCAAGUCUGUGCUGCCCUGGUGGCCCUUGGAGGACUGGGAGUGAGGGUAGAGAAGAAACCUCUAUCUCCAGAAAGCAAAGGAGCUGUUUUUUUCACUGAGUUGGUCUCCAGCCUCUCCACUGUCACCAUUUCUGCCCUUUGUUACUCUGAGAGGAGGAUGCUUAUGCUCAUGAACACUUUGGGGCUUUGUCCAGAGUCUCUUCUGCCAAAGGGAGAGCCUGGCAUGGAGACAGGGAGGGAGUUGGCCUUCAGCACUCUUUGGGAGCUCCUUAAGGCUCAGAAACCCUGCUGGUUUUGUGGAAGAAGUCAAGUCUGUGCCUGCCUUUAUGCCAUGGUCAGCGUAAGUGCUGGAACCACCCAGAAAAUGAACAUUUUUGAUCCCCGGGUGGGAAGACCCCUGUGAGACAGGAUAAAACCUCAACAAAGUGGAGAUUUCAUAUUUUUUUACUGAACCAUAAUGCAGUUAUUCCUCCAGAGCAGGCUGAAGGCCCUUUUGAAGUGAUUUUAAGUUGAAGCCAAUGCUGAAGCAAAAAGUGCCCCAAUCUGCCUCUUUUAAGUGGGAAUAAUAAAACAGUGUUGAAAUUUUCUAAAAUUAUAAAAACAAAGCCUAAUAAUACACUAAUCUAAGGGCAACCCCUGGUUAUGCAGUGUUGCCCUUAGGUGAUAUUUUCUAGUCCUUCUAGCCCUUCUAGAUGAUAGUCAAGUUCUAUGAAGAUUUCCUGACUUGGUGUUUUUAAUAUACUCUCCUGUGUUCUCCGUUCAUUUUGGUAGCCACGUGUGUGUCAGUCCAUAGAGCCAUUCAUGAAUAAUUCUUUCUUUCCAUUUUCUCUGCAUUCUGGGAGUGAAAAACAAAUUUCCUGUUCUGAGUGCUGCUCUCACAUUGGGUAUUGCCUGGCUUGAUUGCUGCAGUGGAAAUAAUUGACUUCAUAACCUCAGAGACCUUUAGCCUCAAGAUGAAGUUGUGUUUUAUGUAACUUCAGUGUCUUUUUCAACUCCCCCUUUAGAGAGCACUGGUUCCGUUUGUGGCUCCCUGCUUCUGUUUGUGAUUCCCUGCUUCUGUUUGUGGCUCCCCUUUGCAUCCCAGCCCUGCAGAGCAGAGUGUGGCGUGACACUGCAGACCAAGUGACACAAAUCCUAGCUGAGCUCAGCAGCGCCGCGUGGCAUGUGGCUGGCACCUAAUCUCCUGUUUUCCUGGUAUUUAUUUGUCAGCAACUGUGGAAUGUUCUAGUGUUUGAAACAGCAUGCAGAGAAUGGAAACAGUUGGCUGGAGAAGUUGCAGCUAAAUGCUCACAUGAGGCAAAGCUGAAAAGAGGAUUUUUGAGCUGCCCACAAAAGCAGGGGAGCUCGUCUGCAGUGACCAGCUCAGGCAUUACUGUAAUCCUCUCCUGUGCAGAGUGGGAACUUGAGAAGAGGCUUGACAGGACUGGGGCACCGCUUCUAAUAUCUGAAUAUGACUGAGUGAAAGUGAAAUUUCACUGCACGCCAGCCUGUAGUUUAUUGUCACAGAAACAGGAAGUUUCCAGGAGGAGGUAAACAAAGUGCACGUUUCAAGGAGAAAUAAGAGUGAGGAGUUUAAAGCUGAUUGUUGAUUAAUUUAAAAGAAACAAAGAUUGUUCAGCCUGAGAUACUGAAGUGAUCUGUUUGCAGACCUACGGAAUGUGAAGGCAGUCUGUUACCCUGUUUGGAAUAUACUGACUUUGUUUCCAGAUCACUUCCAAUAUCAUGGAAGGACAUUAAAUAGAAAUUGCCUUUGUAUACAGUAAAGUCUUUAAAGCAGUAAGCCGAGCUGCCUGCUGGAGUCUAAGUAAUUCCUCAUGGCCACAAAUUGAACUAAGCAGUCUCCUUCUACGGAUGCAUCAAAACCACAAAUUAUGAAGCCAUCUGAAACUAGGUCCGCACCAACAACCAAAGCAGGAACUGAAAAAAACACCCAGUCAGACAAGCCAACAGACUCUCAAAAUAAACAGCUGUCUGAAGAGAAGCAAAAGGAACCCAGUGAUGGAAAAAACCAAACCCCACCUACUGUGACAGCAGCUUCUAAACCAAAUGACACAGGAAAAGUAACUACAACUCAGGCUGGCCAGCCUCCACCAGCAACCUCCACAGAGACAGCAAAGCAAAAGUCCAAGGAGAUGUCAACAGUGACUGGUGCAGCUGCUGGAACAGGCACAGCUGGUGCAAGUGUGGUUGCUGCUGCUGACAAAUCAAGUACUGAGGCUGGUAUGGAUGAGUCAGCACUUGAUAGCCUAAUAGAUACCCUUGGUGGACCUGAGGAGGAUGUGCCUACUACUCCUGUUUACACUGGCCCGGAAAUUACGGAAGAUAUAUAUUCCAGAUACUUGGAAGAAAUGGGCAAACGGGAAGGUAGUCUCCCUCCAGAGUAUGUUAAACUGUUGAAGAGCAAAGGAUAUGGCAAAGACGUGGUCCCAACGAAACCAAAUGAGCAAGAUGAAAAGCCAAUGACGGAUGAUGAGCUUGCCGAGGCCCUGUCAUCUGACUUCACCUGUAGUGCUGCUUCUGCUCAGGAGAAGGAGACAAGUCUGACAGAGAAACCUAAUAAAGAAGGAGAAAUUGUGCAAGCACAAGCAGCAAGUUCAGUUAAGACCUCAGUUCCUCCUAAGGAGAAGAAAACAAAAUCAAAAGAGGAAAUUAAAGAUGAUGCAAUGGAUGCUCUUCUUGAUACUCUUGGAGGACCUGAACCUGAACCUAAAGAAGAUCCUACCCCUAUUGUAGAGGUGUCAGAGGCAAAAGCCAAAGAAAAAAAGGAACAAAAGGCUGGAGAGCGUGAUGAUACAAUACCUCCAGAGUACAGGUUAACACCAGAGUUGGACAAAGAUGGAAAACCAAUAUUGCCGAAGCCUGAAGAAAAACCAAAGCCUAUGAGUGAAUCUGAUCUUGUUGAUGAGUUUUCAAAGGACUUUGCCUGCCCUGCACAGCCUGUAGUACAAGCCAAAGCACCAAAGCCCAGCAACAUAUCCAAAAAGCAAUCAGCUGCUGUGUCUGCAAAAGCUACUGAGGAUAAGGUGGUCCCCCGUGCCACAGCUUGCACUGUGCAGUCUGCAGCUCCUGUGCCUUCAGUUGGUCCUGUGUCAGAUGAAGCACUAGAAGCCUUGUCCAGUAGCCUAGGAAAGAGGGAGCCUGAUCCAGAUGAGAAAAAGCCUGCUGUGGACAAAGUUAAGGAGAAAACCAAAAAGGAACAACACAAAAAACUGGGUGAAGAAGAAGAAACAAUUCCUCCAGAGUACAGAUUAACAGAAGCCAAAGAUAAAGAUGGAAAACCACUCCUACCAAAACCAGAAGAGAAGUCACAGCCUAUGAGUGAAAAUGACCUUUUAGAGGGUUUGACAGAAGGAUUCUCCUGUUCCCCAUCACCACCUGGACCAUUACCUACAUCAACUGUACUAAAGAAAUCCAAGGAUGGUGCCAAGCCUGCGAGUUCCUCGGAUGUGAUCUCUGCUGCUACAGUUUCCUCAGUGCACUCAGCUGCCCCUGCACCUUCUGCCACUGGAGGAAAAGAGAUGGAUGAAGCCUUGGAUCUCCUGUCUGAUUCCCUGGGACAGAGGGAGCCUGACCCUGAUGAGAACAAACCAGUUGUGGAUAAAGUGAAGGAAAAGGCUAAAUCUGAACACAGAGACAAGCUUGGAGAGAGGGAUGAAACAAUCCCACCUGACUAUCGGAAACUUCUGGAGUCAGGUGAGCAGAGUAAACCGGCAAAGCCAACAGCAAAGGAUGACACGAAACACAAAGGAAAGAAGAAACCUACGGAUGACAGUGCAGCUAUUGAUGCCUUAUCAGGUGACUUUGAUACUUGUGCAAAGGCUCCUGCUACACCCCAGCACUCAAAGUGUAGGACAAAAGUGGAAAGGAAUCUACGACCACUAAACCAAGCUCAAAGGAGAAAGGAAAGCCCAGAGACCCUAAAACGGCAAAGGGACAGUCCUCCAGCAGCAAAUCUGAGAAGCAGAAAACAAGCUAAACGUUAACCUUACCAGGAUCCUGCUGCAUCAUGUAAAACGUCUUCUUUCUGUGGGUGGAUGAUUAUGCCUGAAGAACAAAAGCUGAUGCCAAAAGCACAUAGUUAUUCUGGGUGGUUUUUGUACAGUGAAACUUGCUGGACUUUUUCCUCAUCUUUUCUUUUUUCCCGGUAGUAGACUCAGGUUUGUUUCUUUCCCCCAGCAAUUCAGUUUAUUAGGACUCACACAGUCUGACUUUUUUGUAAUUCCCUUCAGCAUUCAGGGGGAAAGAAUGCUUUCUAUUUGCAGGAAAUAUAUUGCAUCAAUGAAGAGCUAUGCCAAAAAAAAAAAAAAAA